GGGCACCGAGUCGUCUGGCAAGACUGCGGGCACCGAGUCGUCUGGCAAGACUGCGGGCACCGAGUCGUCUGGCAAGACUGCGGGCACCGAGUCGUCUGGCAAGACUGCGGGCACCGAGUCGUCUGGCAAGACUGCGGGCACCGAGUCGUCUGGCAAGACUGCGGGCACCGAGUCGUCUGGCAAGACUGCGGGCACCGAGUCGUCUGGCAAGACUGCGGGCACCGAGUCACCUGGCAAGACUGCGGGCACCGAGUCGUCUUGCAUUGGAUCGUCUGGCUCGACAGCGGGCAUCGGGUCACCAGGCAUCAGGUCAUUUGGCUCGCCAGCGGGCACCGCGUCAUCUGGCACGACAGCGGGCACCGGAUCAGGUACCGGAUCAUCUGGAUCAACAGCGGGCAUCGAGUCAACUGGCCUAAUAGGAUCAUCAGGCUGGAUCAGUUCAUUAUGCUGGGUAGAGGCAUCAGGCUGAGUAGAGGCAUCAGGCUGAGU
Molecule: messenger RNA, 489 nt
Organism: Staurois parvus
Lineage: Eukaryota; Metazoa; Chordata; Amphibia; Anura; Ranidae
Source: the annotation of a GenBank genome assembly